AAGUGAGUGAAAUAAGAUCCAUUCCUUGAACAAGACUUAGAGAGAGAAACUUUUUCCUUGUUUUUUAGAUAUCAACCAUGAAGAGAAGCAGAGGUGAAGGAGAGAUAGAGAACAUAUCCAUGGCCAAUUGCUUGAUGUUACUAGCUAGUGGAGGAGGAGGAAGAGUUGGAAUUGAGUCUGAAUCGGUGGCUAACUCGGCGGGUCGGAGAUUUGAGUGCAAGACUUGUAAUAGACAAUUCCCGUCGUUCCAAGCGCUAGGAGGACAUAGAGCAAGUCAUAAGAAGCCGAGGAUGAUGGAACUUGGGAUGGAAGGAGAGGAUUCACAUCAACAGUUACGACUUCAAAACACACCCACGAAGCCUAAGACGCAUGAGUGUUCCAUAUGUGGUUUAGAGUUUGCGGUUGGGCAAGCUUUGGGUGGGCACAUGAGACGACAUAGAACCGCCUUGGCCGGAGGAGGAGGAAGAGGAGGUGGUGGUGGUAGCUUAUCUCCACCGCCAACAGCACCACGACCACAACCGACUACGACGAAGACAACGACAACGACAACGACACAAGUGGCGGUGUUAAAGAAGUCACAGAGUAGAAGGGUUUUAUGCUUAGAUUUGAACUUGACACCUUACGAGAACGGAAUUGGAUUGGAGUUUCCGCUUGGGAAGAUCUCAUCGACCGUCCCGUCUGUGAUUGCUUGAUGAUUCUCAUGCCCCUCCUUCCUCCUCCACCAUUUGCGGCGUUGCCUCGCACUCUCCGCCACGUUUUUCGUGGCGUUCUUCUUCUAUUUAAUUUAAUUUAAUUUUUUUUUUUACAUAUUUAUUCAUUUAAUUUACAUAACAUAGACGUACACAGAGACGCCAUAUAUAGACAGUUCGGUGGUGUACAUAUCGUGUUUAAUGAGAAUUUAAUUCAGUUUUUCCUA
Molecule: messenger RNA, 916 nt
Organism: Macadamia integrifolia
Lineage: Eukaryota; Viridiplantae; Streptophyta; Magnoliopsida; Proteales; Proteaceae
Product: zinc finger protein ZAT12-like
Exons: 1
Coding region: 78-692 (204 amino acids)
Source: RefSeq, a predicted model, not a curated record